AUGGUGUCUGAGGGCGCGGAGUUGGCGACUUCUCUUCAACUGUGGUCCGCAUGGACCCCCGCAUCCAACGACACUUUCUUCCCCACGGCCACCGCGCAUCCGCUGCUGGAUGGCCUUGACGUGGGCUCGUUUCCGCUGACGAAGCUGGCGACGGCGUUGGUGGCGCAGACGAUAACGCGCUGCAAGGACGAGUUCAAGUUUCACGCGACGCUCAAGAAAGACGCCGUCGAGACGUACCUGAGAGACGUGUACGAGAGUCUGCAGUGGAAGAAACUCGGUUUUUCUCUCUACGCUCAAGUCUACCCCGAGAUAGUGAGAGACGCGAAAACUGGAAUAUGUUUCAAAGAUUUCCUCGGGGAUGAGAGCCAUAUAUGGGCCGAGAAACUGAUCACUCACAUCACGGAGCCGUCGUGGACGAGAGAGAUGCUAAAGCUGAUAGUAAAGGGGAAAUACUCCGAGGAGGAGUAUAACCGCGACAUGAACGUGUUGUUCGUCAAGCUCCACCUCCUCGACCCGCAGUCGGUGAUUCCCGCCUUUCAGUUCCUACUAAACCAGAGAGCUUUGCCCGCUGUGAACCUGGAACUGGCUACCCGGAACUAUUUGGGCGGGCCAUUAGACCAUCACGUGAUUAAACCGGAAGUGGAAACUGCCCUCCGGAAGCCGAGUGUUCCCCUGAACGUGUCGCGACUCAGCCUGGACGAGGUGGAGAUAUUCUACGGGGUGCGGGUGGACGAGUUCAUUGUCACAGAGUGUCGAAAUAUCGGGUUCUGGUCGGGCAGGAGACCAGAGAACUAUAAAAUGUCAAAGCUGAAAGAGAGGUGCGCCAUUAUGUAAAUACAGUAUUAUUUAUUUCGAAA
Messenger RNA from Gigantopelta aegis, 857 nucleotides. RefSeq lists its product as uncharacterized. Lineage: Eukaryota; Metazoa; Mollusca; Gastropoda; Neomphalida; Peltospiridae. Bases 1 to 834 code for a protein of 277 amino acids. The record is from RefSeq and is a predicted model, not a curated record. The transcript has 4 exons.